UUCUUUUUCCCAAAACAAAACUGAAAACCGAGAUGCAGAGAGACAGAGAGGCACUCACUCAGACACACAUAUCUAAAUGGCCAUACUAAUGUUUCAUCAACAUUAAAUUAUUUUCAAAAGAACCCAAUAGCCAAGCACCCUCAAAUCAUUUCAGUUCCAGAUCAAUCAUCACAAGCUCCAAACCAGGAGCCUUCCCCAUUCCAUUUCUGUCUUUUGUUGAAACUUAAAAAAGAUGUUGAAGCUGCUGAUCUUAUUUGUUGUAAUAAUGAUUGAGAUUUUUAGUUCCACAUUGUCUUCUUCACUUCCUGUAAAAGUAGGAUCACCUGUUUCUCACCCAGUUCUUCCAAGUGAGAAAGAACCCAUCUUUCAGCUUUCGUCAAACUCAACUGCCCUUUCUCCAGGGGCAGCAGAUGUCAGAGCAAUCCAGCACCAAACCUUAAAGAAGAAAGUUCUAAUUGCUCUCAUUGUAUCCUCAUCCAUUCUUGGUGGAAUUGUGCUGUUAUUAUCUGGUUUUUGGGUUAACAGGCUGACUAAAUUGAAGAAAUUCAAUGAAAGAUGGAAGUAUAAUGCAGGUUUACAAGUAAACGACAAAAAAAUGAUACCUUUUAAAGUCAAUGGCGGUAGGAAGGGCUUAGUUGAUCUAAUUGAAUACCCUAUGUUACUAGCUGCUACGAACAACUUCGCGGAGGCAAAUGUUUUGGGUGAAGGGAGAUUAGGGCGCGUGUAUAAAGCAAGAUUUGGCAAUGACUUUGAGGCAGCUGUUAAGAGACUUUCUUCUGGUGGUGAACAAGAUGCUAUUAAGAAAGAAUUUGAGAAUGAGCUAGAUUUGUUGAGUAAGGUUCAGCAUCAAAACAUAGUUUCUCUCUUAGGGUACUCUGUUGAUGGUGAUAUGUGUCUCUUGGUGUAUGAAAUGAUGCACAACAGUUCUUUGGAAUUUCAAUUGCAUGGACCGCCUCAUGGGUCAGCUUUAAGUUGGCCUCUCCGGAUGAAAAUUGCUUUAGACGUUGCAAGAGGAUUGGAAUACCUUCACGAGCAUUGCCUCCCAAGUGUUAUCCAUAGGAAUCUCAAAUCGUCCAAGAUACUUCUUGAUAACAACUUCAAUGCUAAGAUUUCUGAUUUCGGCCUGUGUGCAAGUGGUGGAAACAUAAACAAGAGCAUUGCCAAGAUUUCAGGAUCACAGGGUUAUGUUGCACCAGAAUAUCUUUUAGACGGUAAGAUAAGUGAUAAAACAGAUGUGUAUGCUUUUGGCAUUAUUCUUCUAGAGCUUUUGUUGGGGAAAAUGCCCAUAGAGAAAGUGGGAGAAACUAAGUGUCAAUCAUUAGUUACAUGGGCAAUGCCCCAGCUUACUGACCGAUCAAAGCUUCCGACUAUUGUUGAUCCUGUAAUCAAGAACACAAUGGACGUGAAGCACUUGUAUCAGGUUGCUGCUGUGGCGGUGUUAUGUGUGCAACCAGAACCAAGCUAUAGACCGCUAAUAACAGAUGUACUACACUCUUUCAUCCCCCUUGUACCAAAUGAACUAGGUGGGUCGCUUAGGGUAGUAGACUGUGCUCUACCCACCACCAACUUAUAGCUACUCCUGCCUUCCCUCAGUCUCUUAUGCUAAAAAUGCCAGUCGUUUUUCCUGUUUAUUUAGAGUAGUGAAAAUGUGGCAAUGGUAUAGAUGGUUUUCCCGUAACUAGUAAACUUUGAGAAAGUGUUCACUUGUUCACAAGGCUAGAGGCUUUUCUAUCAUCUUUUUUAUUGACUGGUUGCUAUCUACAUUUGUACAGAUUACAUUAGAAA
This is a messenger RNA of Cuscuta europaea, 1785 nucleotides long. The record is from the annotation of a GenBank genome assembly. NCBI's taxonomy places the organism in Eukaryota, Viridiplantae, Streptophyta, Magnoliopsida, Solanales, Convolvulaceae.